Didymodactylos carnosus is the source of this 1080-nucleotide messenger RNA. The record is from the annotation of a GenBank genome assembly. Lineage: Eukaryota; Metazoa; Rotifera; Eurotatoria; Philodinida; Philodinidae.
AUGGCUACUAAAAUACCUUGCGCUAAUCCAAAUUGUGCAAAACACAUUGGUAUAUUUGCGUGUCAAGGAUGUAAACAACUGUUUUGUGGAAAACAUUCUAAUGAACAUCGUCAAGAAAUUACAAAUCUCCUCGAUAAUAUUAUGUGUGAACAUGACUCAAUGCUUCAGCAACUACACCAGACUAUGACAAAUGUAUUGUCUCAAAAUUCGUUACUAGAUCAAAUUAAUAAAUGGGAAAAUGAUUCAAUAAAUAGUAUUCAAAUAGCUGCCAAGGAAGCGCGAGAUAUUGUUGAACAAAUUAUCUAUCAAAAGAAGGAAGAGGCAGAAAAUGAUUUUCGUGUAUUAUCGAGCGAGUUAAAACAGCGACGAGAAAAUGAUGAUUAUGUUGAAACGGAUAUAAAUGAAUGGAAAAACGAAUUAUAUAGAAGGAGAGAAAAAUUAAAUAUAUCUGAUAACAUUGGUAUUGAUAUUGGUUCAUCAGUUCCAAAUCCCAUUAAAUUGAUAUGGAAUCCAAUAACACAACAGAAUUUACAAUCAGGAAAGGAAAAAUUUAGCAAAGUUUGCGGUGAUAUAAAACUAGAAUGUAAUGGUCAGAUAGCUAUUCAUAAAGGUAUGGAUUGCACUCAUCCAAGUGUUUAUGGUACAAAUAUAUAUUUAGAUGGUGUUCAUGAAAUUUCUAUUCAUGUUCAAAAAUUGGAACGCCUUAGAAAAUGGAUCUUUUUGGGUAUUACAUCAUUGUUAAAACCAAUGAGAGCCAAUCCCUUUUCAUCAUCGUCGGCUAAUGGCUGGUUGUUUUCUGAUGGUAUAGCAAAUGCAGUUGAGUGUAAUGAUAAAAAAUCAGUUGCACAAACAAACGCUAUUAUGUGUCAGAAAGGAGUAGGACACGAUAUUCAUCUUAAUUAUAAUAUUAAUGAGAAUGAUAUAGUUAAAGUAGUUUUAAAUUGCCAAAAGAAAAACAUUCAAUUAACUCAUACAGGCAAGCUUGUGUCCCAAAUAUCUGUUGAACUUGAAAGUUGUCCAUUUCCGUGGCAACUAUUUGUUAGUCUUGGUCACACCAAUGAUUGUAUACGAAUUGUAUAA